GAUUUGUCUUAUUGGUCCGUGCAGAAGUGGGGUAGUGGGACUACACCGCCUCAGGUGGCGGUGUAAAUUUGAUUACGUACUGACAGAACCGCUCUUACCGUACCAUACUGUACGGUAAGGUGCCUACCUAAGGCAUCCAUAGCACAUUGAACAUCACCAGAAAAGAGUUAAGCAUCACCAAUGGACUAACAAUAGCACUCACAAAGCACAAAGAACAUGCCUGCCAAACCCCCCUCCCUCACUGACUUUCCCUCCAACCUCACUCUAACUAUCACUCCACCACCACCAACAAUCUCCAGCUCCAACUCAAACUCACCCCCAAACAUCCUCCUCCUCCUUCACGGCCUAGGCGACUCCGCACCCGCAUUCACAUCUCUCGCCCGCGCCCUCAAUCUCCCCGAAACAACCAUCCUGACCAUCCAAGCCCCGACCUCCCUCCCCUUCGACCUCCACGGCUUCCACUGGGGCGACGAUGUCGCCUUCGACUCCUCCACCGGCGCCCUGGACAUGGACGCCGGCUUCCAGCGGAGUCUGAAGCUGCUCAUUGACGAGGUCAUUCGCGGCGUCCUGCUGCGGAAAUGCGGGUAUCAGCUGCGUGAGGUCAUGGUUUUGGGGCUGGGUCAGGGUGGGAUGCUUGGGUUGGUGGUUGCGAGGGAGUUGGAAUCAUCUUCUGCUGCUGGCUCAAACGAAACAGGCUCCCUGGCCGGUGUUAUUUCGAUCGGGGCACCGUUUCCCUUGUCCGGUCGGAGAGGAGGUGCUAAAUGCCGAUCGCCUGUUUUGAUUCUUGCUGGGAGGGAUUCGCUGGUUGUUUCCGAUGAGGCAGUGCGGAGGACGAAGGGCGUCUUUGAGUUUGUCGAGGUUCAUCGGUAUGCGAGGAAGGGGGACGGUAUGCCUCGCAAUAGGGAUGAGAUGUUACCUGUCAUGCAGUUCUUUGCGAGGCGGUUGAGGAGUCAUCAGGGCGUGCCUGAGGGGAGUAUUGAGAUUACAUGAAAGUCAAUUCCUGGGAAUAAAAAAAUUGUACUUCUACAGCCAUCGCUAAAUAAUUCAUAUACACUUUGCCAUCCU
Molecule: messenger RNA, 1065 nt
Organism: Monascus purpureus
Lineage: Eukaryota; Fungi; Ascomycota; Eurotiomycetes; Eurotiales; Aspergillaceae
Source: the annotation of a GenBank genome assembly